Messenger RNA from Xyrauchen texanus (razorback sucker), 752 nucleotides. RefSeq names its product deoxyuridine 5'-triphosphate nucleotidohydrolase-like. The coding region runs from base 136 to 642 and encodes 168 amino acids. The record is from RefSeq and is a predicted model, not a curated record. NCBI's taxonomy places the organism in Eukaryota, Metazoa, Chordata, Actinopteri, Cypriniformes, Catostomidae. The transcript is spliced from 6 exons. Gene Ontology annotation, biological process: dUTP catabolic process; dUMP biosynthetic process. Gene Ontology annotation, molecular function: dUTP diphosphatase activity; magnesium ion binding.
UUUCAGAGCGCGCGAGACAAGCGAGAUCCACACAACGUUUUGAAUUCUAGAGAGACUCGUUUGCACAUUUGUACUCCUUUAGAAACUUUCUUUAUCUGCAGAUAUUAUUACAGCAGUAGUUUUUGGUUAGUGAAAAUGCCCUGCUCUGAAGUUGCAGAAGCGGUUUCUCCACAGAAGAGAUGCAAGAGUGAUGCAGUGAAUGGACAUGAAGCGCACAUGGUGUUGAAAUUCGCCAAACUCAGCGAGCACGCGACGACACCGAGCCGAGGAUCGAACCGAGCCGCGGGCUUUGACCUGUACAGUGCGUAUGAUUACAGCAUCGGACCGAUGGACAAAUCUCUGGUCAAGACUGACAUCCAGAUCGCGGUUCCACACGGAUACUACGGAAGAGUAGCUCCUCGCUCUGGUCUUGCUGUGAAGCACUUCAUCGAUGUGGGUGCUGGUGUGGUUGAUGAGGACUACAGGGGGAAUUUGGGAGUUGUGUUGUUUAACUUUAGCAAAGAGACUUUUGAAGUGAAAAAAGGUGAUCGCAUUGCUCAAAUCAUCUGUGAGAGAAUCUGUUACCCUGAUCUAUUGGAGUUACAGACGUUGGAUGAGACUCAGCGAGGUGCAGGCGGAUUCGGCUCUACUGGCACUAACUGAAACUGUCUUGUGUGUUUUGAAUUAUUUGUAUUGAUCAAAGAUAAAGUCGUGUUUUGCUUUUGUAGAGUUGUUUUGCUAACUAGCAUUUAUUAAAAGUGUUUUGUUUAAUG